Messenger RNA from Lagopus leucura (white-tailed ptarmigan), 2680 nucleotides. RefSeq names its product structure specific recognition protein 1 (gene SSRP1). Bases 246 to 2375 code for a protein of 709 amino acids. Lineage: Eukaryota; Metazoa; Chordata; Aves; Galliformes; Phasianidae. The transcript is spliced from 17 exons. Gene Ontology annotation, molecular function: histone binding; DNA binding; nucleosome binding. Gene Ontology annotation, cellular component: nucleus; FACT complex. The record is from RefSeq and is a predicted model, not a curated record.
CCACCGGGACGUGGCAGCCCGGGAAGCGGCGACCCCGGGGAGCCCCGGGAGAGGCUUGAUGGGGGGACGUGUUCUUGUGGGAUCACGUUCCUCAGGGGGGGUUCACCUCCCCGUGCUCACUCUCGUUCCCCCUUCUCCCUACCCCCCAGCACCUCGCUGCUUGGUGGCAGCAGGGCAUGCCGGCCUCGGUGGGGAGCUGAACUCCGGCCUCCUCCUGCCUGCCUGCGAGCCCGGCCCCCUUCGUCAUGGCUGACACACUGGAGUUCAACGAGAUCUACCAGGAGGUGAAGGGAUCCAUGAAUGAUGGCCGGCUGCGGCUGAGCCGCCAGGGCGUCAUCUUCAAGAACAGCAAGACGGGGAAGGUGGACAACAUCCAGGCCUCAGAGUUGGCAGAGGGUGUGUGGCGGCGUGUGGCACUCGGUCAUGGCCUCAAGCUUCUCACCAAGAACGGCCAUGUCUACAAAUACGAUGGUUUCCGGGAAUCGGAGUUUGAUAAGCUCUCAGAUUUCUUCAAGGCACACUAUCGUCUGGAGCUGGCUGAGAAGGAUCUGUGUGUGAAGGGUUGGAACUGGGGCACAGUGAGGUUCGGAGGGCAGCUUCUCUCCUUUGACAUCGGGGAGCAGCCGGUGUUUGAGAUCCCCCUCAGCAAUGUCUCCCAGUGCACGACGGGCAAGAACGAAGUGACACUGGAGUUCCACCAGAAUGAUGACGCUGAGGUCUCACUCAUGGAGGUUCGCUUCUACGUGCCCCCUACCCAGGAGGAUGGUGUUGACCCUGUGGAGGCCUUUGCUCAGAAUGUCCUCUCCAAGGCAGAUGUGAUCCAGGCAACUGGUGAUGCCAUCUGCAUCUUCCGGGAGCUGCAGUGUUUGACGCCUCGUGGGCGAUACGACAUCCGCAUCUACCCCACCUUCCUGCACCUCCAUGGCAAAACCUUUGACUACAAAAUCCCCUAUACUACCGUGCUGCGCCUCUUCCUGCUCCCACACAAGGACCAACGGCAGAUGUUCUUUGUGAUUAGCCUGGAUCCACCAAUAAAGCAGGGCCAGACCCGCUACCACUUCCUUAUCCUGCUUUUCUCCAAGGAUGAAGACAUCUCACUGACCCUCAACAUGAAUGAGGAAGAGGUGGAGAAACGCUUCGAGGGGCGGCUCACUAAGAACAUGUCAGGCUCCCUCUAUGAGAUGGUCAGCCGAGUUAUGAAGGCACUGGUGAACCGCAAGAUCACCGUGCCUGGCAACUUCCAGGGACACUCUGGAGCCCAGUGCAUCACCUGCUCCUACAAGGCCAGCUCAGGACUUCUCUACCCACUGGAGCGUGGUUUCAUCUAUGUUCACAAGCCGCCAGUGCACAUCCGCUUUGAUGAGAUCUCCUUCGUCAACUUUGCCCGUGGGACCACCACCACCCGCUCCUUCGACUUCGAGAUCGAGACCAAGCAGGGCACACAGUACACCUUCAGCAGUAUAGAGAGGGAGGAGUACGGGAAGCUCUUUGAUUUUGUCAAUGCCAAGAAGCUGAACAUCAAGAACCGAGGCCUCAAGGAGAGGAAAAAGGGUAUGAAGCAGAGCUACGAUGAAUAUGCCGACUCUGAUGAGGACCAGCACGACGCCUACCUGGAGAGGAUGAAGGAGGAGGGCAAGAUCCGGGAGGAGAACGCCAAUGAUAGCAGCGAUGGGUCUGGAGAGGAGACAGAUGAGUCAUUCAACCCCGGGGAAGAGGAUGAUGAUGUGGCUGAAGAGUUUGACAGCAAUGCCUCGGCCAGCUCCUCCAGUGGGGACGGUGACAGUGACCGAGGUGAGAAGAAGCCAGCCAAGAAGGCCAAGAUAGUCAAAGACCGCAAGCCCCGCAAGAAGCAGGUGGAGAGCAAGAAAGGCAAAGACCCCAAUGCUCCCAAGAGACCCAUGUCGGCUUACAUGCUUUGGCUGAAUGCCAACCGAGAGAAGAUCAAGUCAGACCAUCCUGGUAUCAGCAUCACAGACCUGUCCAAGAAGGCUGGGGAGCUCUGGAAAGCCAUGUCUAAGGAGAAGAAAGAGGAAUGGGAUCGCAAGGCAGAAGAUGCCAAGAGGGAUUAUGAGAAGGCCAUGAAAGAGUACAGCGUGGGCAACAAGUCAGAGAGCUCCAAGAUGGAGAGGUCUAAAAAGAAGAAGAAGAAGCAGGAGAAACAGAUGAAAGGGAAAAUGGAGAAGAAGGGUGCUGCCUCCAAGUCUUCGUCCUCCACCAAGUCCUCUGCCAAGAAUAUGAGCGAGAGCUUCAAGAGCAAGGAAUUUGUCUCCAGCGAUGAGAGCUCCUCUGCAGAGAGCAAGAAGGAGGACUCAGACGAUGAGAGAGGCGCCAGCCCGGCCCAAAGCUCAGAGGAUUCUGCGUCUGGCUCGGAUUAGUGCUGUCCCCGCUGGCUCCAGGCUGGUUCCCAGAUCAGCGUGAGGACCGGGUGGGCCGGCCCGCAGGAGGGGGCCUGGCUCUUGGGCUCUGGCUGGCUCCGAACCUGCUUGGCUGCCCUUCCUCCUACCCCUGCUGCCAGGUGAGGGGAGGCACUGGAGUGGGGCAGGAGGGUGCCCAGACUCACUGCCUGAGCCCUUCCCCUCAGUGCCUGGCUACAGAGCAAGGCCCUGUGGAGGGGAGGCCCAGGAGGAGCCUCAGUCCCACCUCUGCCCUGUUUCUCAUCAAUUUAUUUUUUUUAAAUACU